Molecule: messenger RNA, 486 nt
Organism: Paramecium tetraurelia
Lineage: Eukaryota; Ciliophora; Oligohymenophorea; Peniculida; Parameciidae
Exons: 3
Source: RefSeq, a predicted model, not a curated record
AUGUGUGACAAUUAUGAUUCUUCUGAGUUUUCUUCCAGGUCUUCAGGAUAGAAUUAUAAGAAACAAGAUCAUCAGAUUCAACAAAAUAGUGAAAGUGAAAGUGAAAAUGACUAAAUAAAAAAGAAAACAAAGUUAAUAGAUGAUAACGAGCCAAUUAAAAUAUCACGAAAAGUGAGCGAUGAUUUGAUUAAAAUGUUUGAAAGGUUACCAAAUGAUCAAAUAACCAAACUUUUAGAUGUGAUCAAAGUUAAGAAUUCACCUGAUUUGCCAGUUCAAGUUAAUCUAGGAGAUUUAAUGUCAUAAGAAGAUGACUUCAUAUUAGAUAGUUAAUCAGAUUCAUAAAAGGAAAAGAUGAGAAAGAAAAGAGAAUCAAAGGAAAAGUAAUGCAGAUGUUGUAGUUAAUUUGUAAAACGCCAUCAUUGCACACAUACUGAAUGUGAAAAACCUUGUUAAGUGUAAGAAAAAUUUAAGAAAACCAAAGUGUGA